This is a messenger RNA of Oncorhynchus kisutch (coho salmon), 7139 nucleotides long. It is a transcript of the gene slc12a2, whose product is annotated as solute carrier family 12 member 2. Gene Ontology annotation, molecular function: sodium:potassium:chloride symporter activity; ammonium channel activity. Gene Ontology annotation, biological process: chloride ion homeostasis; ammonium transmembrane transport; potassium ion homeostasis. The transcript has 27 exons. Lineage: Eukaryota; Metazoa; Chordata; Actinopteri; Salmoniformes; Salmonidae. Bases 542 to 3985 code for a protein of 1147 amino acids. The record is from RefSeq and is a predicted model, not a curated record. Gene Ontology annotation, cellular component: apical plasma membrane.
AUAUGAGCGAGGCGAGGGUUGUUUUGGGAAUCUCGGAAGAGUUGCGGCAAGGUCGAUAGAGCAUCUUACUCUUAAAAAAAACAUCACAUCGCGGAUUUUAUUCGCUUUCGUACAAGUGUGCGGAAAGCUAGAGGACCGAGAGGCUACUCGGAGAUUUCAUCUCUUGAUGAGUAGCGUUGGCUAGGGCUGAAAGUUGAUGCCUUUUUUUAAUCUCUGAGAGUGUAUACUGAGACAGCUAGCAAGCCAUCCUUCUCCAUUUGUAGCUCUGCAUGUUUUGUGGUUGUGCUACCUUUUUGAGAGAGGCAGAAGUGGCAUUCGGCAUUUUCUGAAUUCGAAAGCACCGCGUUUCUCUGGGACCAACUAUCCAGACGGUCUUCCACCACUUGGGCGGUACCAGGAGUGUGAGCUGACUACUUAUAUGUCGGAAAGAACCGGGGUUUAGAAGCAGUGUAGUUUUGCUAUUGCACACGAGUUGUGCCGGACAUUUAGCUAGGAUUUUUUCCCCCUUUAAAAGGUCCUUCAUUUACCGGUAAUAUUUGCAAUGUCGGCGCCAUCCUCCUUGCCUCCCGCCCAGGGAGAGAACCCCGCGCCAGAAAAUGAGGGUCUGGCCGUGGAUACAGGUUUGAAGCCCGCCGGCCCGACACCCAGCUCGAGUCGGUUCCAGGUGGACCUGGUGGCCGAAGCAGCCGGUGCCGCUGAUAAAACGCUCGCAUCUGGCGAUAAAGACGCUCCCGCACCCGAAGGUUCGGAGCCAGCGGCGGGUGGCGAGGAGGCAAAGGGUCGGUUCCGUGUGGUGAACUUUGUAGAUCCGAGUGGAGCAAGCCCACCAGAGGCAGUGCCCGCUGAAGGUUUCCAGAAUGGAGACACCGUGAUGAGUGAGGGCAGCCUACAUUCUUCGACAGGAGGCCAACAUCACUACCAUUACGACACCCAUACAAACACCUAUUACCUAAGGACUUUUGGUCACAACACCAUCGAUGCCGUGCCGAACAUCGACUUCUACCGGCAAACUGCUGCGCCUCUGGGGGACAAGCUGAUAAGACCCACCCUUUCGGAGCUGCAUGACGAGCUAGACAAAGAGCCGUUUGAGGAUGGCUUCGCCAACGGGGAUGAGCUCACCCCGGCCGAGGAGGCCGCAGCCAAGGAGGCGUCCGAGCCCAAGGGAGCAGUCAAGUUCGGAUGGAUCAAAGGGGUUCUGGUGCGCUGCAUGUUGAACAUUUGGGGCGUGAUGCUCUUCAUCCGCAUGUCAUGGAUCGUGGGACAGGCGGGAAUUGUUCUCUCCUGUGUGAUCGUUCUCAUGGCAACAGUUGUGACCACCAUCACCGGCCUUUCGACCUCCGCGAUUGCGACCAACGGCUUUGUACGAGGAGGAGGGGCGUACUAUUUGAUAUCAAGAAGUUUGGGCCCAGAGUUUGGCGGCUCCAUCGGUUUGAUCUUCGCCUUUGCCAACGCUGUGGCCGUCGCCAUGUACGUGGUGGGCUUUGCCGAAACCGUCGUGGAGCUCCUUGCGAGCGUGGAUUGCAUCAUGACUGAUGAAAUCAAUGACAUCCGAAUCGUCGGAACCAUCACAGUCAUCCUUCUCCUGGGUAUCUCCGUGGCAGGAAUGGAAUGGGAGGCCAAGGCUCAGAUUUUCCUGCUGGUUGUUCUGAUCACGGCCAUCUUUAACUACUUUAUUGGCUCCUUCAUCCCCCUCCAGUCCAAGGAGUCGCAGGGCUUCUUCGGCUACGACAGUGGGAUUAUGAUGGAGAACAUGGGUCCGGACUUCCGGGGCACAGAAUCGUUUUUCUCAGUCUUUGCCAUAUUCUUCCCUGCAGCCACUGGCAUUCUGGCCGGUGCCAACAUCUCAGGAGACCUUUCUGACCCACAACUGGCCAUCCCAAGGGGAACACUCUUGGCCAUUCUUAUCACCGGUAUUGUCUACCUGGGUGUUGCAAUUUCUACUGGCUCAUGCAUCGUGAGAGACGCAACAGGAAACGACAACGACACUCGCAGCGCCCAGAUCAUGGCUAACUGCACCGACGCCGCCUGCAAGUUCGGCUACGACUUCUCCUCCUGCAAGAGUGAUGACGGCCUGUACAACUGCAGAUAUGGACUCCAGAACGACUUCCAGGUCAUGAGCAUCGUGUCUGGUUUCGGACCCAUCAUCACUGCCGGGAUCUUCUCCGCCACUCUGUCCUCUGCCCUGGCGUCUCUGGUCAGCGCCCCCAAAGUAUUCCAGGCUUUAUGCAAAGACAACAUCUACCCUGGCCUGGAGAUGUUUGCCAAGGGCUACGGCAAGAACAACGAGCCCCUCCGCGGCUACAUUCUCACGUUUUGCAUCGCUCUAGCCUUCAUCCUUAUUGCCCAGUUGAACAUUAUCGCUCCCAUCAUCUCCAACUUCUUCCUGGCCUCCUAUGCUCUCAUCAACUUCUCUGUGUUCCACGCCUCUCUGGCCAACUCGCCAGGAUGGCGCCCCAGCUUCAAGUACUACAACAUGUGGGUGUCCCUGGCCGGAGCCGUGCUGUGCUGCGUGGUCAUGUUCGUCAUCAACUGGUGGGCAGCCUUGAUGACCAACGUCAUAGUCAUGGGCCUCUACAUCUACGUGAGCUACAAGAAGCCCGAUGUGAACUGGGGCUCUUCCACUCAGGCUCUGACAUACCACCAGGCCCUGACCCACAGUCUGCAUCUCAGCAGUGUUGAGGACCACAUCAAGAACUUCAGACCUCAGUGCUUAGUGAUGACGGGCUACCCCAACUCGCGUCCGGCUCUGCUCCACCUGGUCCACGCUUUCACCAAGAAUGUGGGCCUGAUGAUCUGCGGCCAUGUUCGCACGGGCUCCAGAAGGCCCAACUUCAAAGAGCUGUCCAAUGACCAGACACGUUACCAGCGCUGGCUGAUGAAGAACGAGACCAAGGCAUUCUACACACCCGUGUUCGCUGAGGACAUUCGGGAGGGCACCCAGUAUCUGCUACAGGCGGCUGGGCUAGGUCGUCUGAGGCCCAACACUCUGGUGAUUGGCUUCAAGAACGACUGGAAGGACGGAGACAUGAUGAACGUUGAGACCUACAUCCAGAUGAUCCAUGAUGCGUUUGACUAUCAGUACGGUGCCGUGGUCCUCAGACUGAAGGAGGGUCUGGACGUGUCCCACAUCUCAGAACAAGAUGACCUGCUGUCGUCGCAGGAGAAGACGUCGGGGAUGAAGGAUGUGGUGGUGUCCAUCGACAUGAAGGACUCUGACGGAGACUCAUCCAAGCCCUCGUCCAAAGCCACCAGCGUCCAGAACAGCCCAGCCAUCCAGAAAGGUGACGAUGAUGAACGCAAAGCCGCAAGGAAGCCGCUGUUGAGAAAAGAGAAAAGCCCCCAGACGUUGAACGUGGCCGAACAGAGGCUCCUGGACGCCAGUCAGCUGUUCAAGAGGAAACAAGGCAAAGGCACCGUGGACGUGUGGUGGCUCUUUGACGACGGCGGCCUUACCCUGCUCAUCCCCUAUCUGCUCACCAACAAGAAGAAGUGGAAUGACUGCAAGAUCCGCGUCUUCAUCGGAGGCAAGAUCAACAGGAUUGACCACGACCGCAGAGCGAUGGCCACACUUCUCAGCAAGUUCAGGAUAGACUUCUCCGACAUCAAUGUACUGGGAGACAUCAACACCAAGCCCAAAAAAGAGAAUGUGACUGCCUUUGAGGAGAUGAUUGAGCCGUACCGGCUGAAGGAGGACGACAUGGAGCAGGAUACAGCAGAGGCACUGAAGGCCAGCGAGCCCUGGAGGAUCACAGACAACGAGCUGGAGCUCUACAGGGCCAAGACUAAUCGUCAGAUCAGACUGAACGAAUUGCUGAAGGAGCACUCGAGCACAGCCAACCUCAUUGUCAUGAGCAUGCCCCUGGCCAGAAAGGGAGCCGUAUCCAGUGCUCUCUACAUGUCCUGGUUGGAGACUCUGUCCAAGGACCUGCCUCCCCUCCUCCUGGUACGAGGCAACCACCAGAGCGUCCUCACCUUCUACUCUUAAAAAUCACACACAGGCCGCCUCUGGGACCGCCCACACCUCCUAUCCCAGUGCCCUAAGAGACACACACACACGCUCCAAUGAAGGUAGAAACCGUAGCCAUUGAUAAUAAUGAUGAUAAUAAAGGAUAUGGUGUUGCUCUGGAGGUCCAGCCUCCGGGGGGGGGGGGGGGGGGGGUCCGCACUACUCUUUUCAAAUUGUACACAGCACACGAAAGAAGUGAACAAUUUUAAUUUACUCAAAGUUGAUUUCCUCUGGCUUGAAAGCAUCUGUUUAUGUGAUUCACACAACGUUAUUAUCAUUAUUGUUAUUAUUCAGAUUCUUCUCGAUGUCACGUUUUUAAGUUAGAUCAUUUUUGCUUUUUUCAAAGCAGCAAUAAUCACCCUCUAAUUUUUCCUUUUCUUGUGUUGGAGAGAACCAUACCGAAUGCUUUGCUACUCCUUUUAUAGCCUUAUGGAUGUGCCUUCCAGGUGGAAUUACAUUAUGAAUGGCUCUACCCAGAUUGAAGAAUAUAGAUGGAGAAGUUAUUUUGUUAUUGAGUUUUAAAUGUUAUUUUUAAUUUUUUGAGGAAUGUUUUUAUGCGAGUGGAUUGUAGGAGGUUAGCAAAGAGUCUCCACUUGAUGGAACAAAAAGCUUUCUAGUGUUUAUUUCUCCUCCCUAAACGGUUUCCUAUUGUUUUCUGACCUCUGAUUUAAUUUUACUCCAUAUUUGUAUUUGUCGUCCUUUAAGCUGUGGAAAUUAAACAGUGUUCUUAGUGCAGUACCCUCUACCUACUUUAUAGUAGACGCAAUCAACUUCAACUCUGAAAGUUGAUUUGGUUGGUGCCCAAGAAUGGUCUCUUAACAGAAAGAUAUCUGCAGGUCUACACUUGGAAGGUCCCAGGGGUCUUACUACCAUGCUGUCAGAAAUGACUAGAAGUGGGUUUAGCUUCGGAUUAGCCUCAUCAUGCCAGUUGUCUCUCAAAAGCUGCUAACGCGAACAAGUGUUUCAACCAAAAGCAGCAAAACCCUCGGCUGAGUUCUUAGUCCACGUCCCCGUUGGAUUUGAGUAGGUUCCCCUCAUUGACGUCUGUCCUCAUAGUGGAAUCUAUGGGCUGAAUCCUAAUUUGAGACGCUCCAAUUUUACUCAAACUUUUUUUCUGAAUUUGUGUAUUGAUGUCUAAAGGAGACUUCAAAGUCUUGAGUUGGUAAUUCAUAUCUCAAGUUAGGACUCUGCCCCUCAGGUCCCCCACAUUGGAGUGACUACAAAGGAACCGGUUUAGCCCUUACAACCAAAUUAAGACUUUGCUGAGUGUCUUUGUUCAGAGUUUGAGUUAGUUCCGUGUUCAAAAGAGGGGAAAUUGUAGGUAAAAGCUAUGGAUUAGCAUGUUUCAAGAGGGAACUGAUACAUGCCUCUAUGCAGAUGCGCUGUAAUCAUUACUUGUUAUAAAAGCCCAUGCCUGGUUUAUUUGAAAGGUUCCACUGUCCCUCAGUUCAUUUUUGGACUAUUUAGGCUGGUCCUUAAACCUAUUGUCGGCCCACUUUGCCAUUGUUCCGGGAGAGUAAAAAUUGUAGUCAUAAGGCCAACCACGUCAUUGCCCCGCUCUUACCUAGUUCUCAUCAUUUUAUGCAAUUAAAGUUUUUUUUGGGGGGGGGCAGGAGGCUUGGGUCAGUUGAAUGUAAAUCUGAUUAACACUAAUGUGGGAGUUGAUGAAGGGAUGGUCUCUUUCUGUUGCUUUUAUUUUCAACUACUGCCAUGUUGAGUUUUUGCUACAAGCUACAGGUUUUUUAGAUUUCAGUCCCACAUGGAAAUCCACAUGCAGUGUGCUUUGCAGUUCAGGUUCAUUGUACUAUUUUCACCCACACGACUGCAUCUCCCCAUGCUGUGUUCUUUAUCUAGACCAUGACUACGCCAUGUGAUUAUGAAUGAAUAUAUAUAUAUAUAUAUAUAUCUCUCUCUCGUGUGUGUGUGUGUGUAUGUAUAUAUAUAUAUAUAUAUAUAUAUAUAUAUAUAUAUAUAUAUAUAUAUAUAUAUAUAUAUAUAUAUAUAUAUAUAUAUAUAUAUAUACACACACACUAGUGUAUAAAAAUAUCUCUCAAAUGUGCAAAGCAUGUCAUUAUCUUCUUUUUUCUUUUCUUCUUAUUUCUAAUGGGUGGGGGAUUGUUCAUCUUUUUAGAAGCCAGAUGGUACAAUCUUACUAACCAAGAUCUGUUCUGUGUACUGGUGUGUAAAGCAUUCAACCCUCAGUUAUUGUUACAAAGCGACAAUGUUACAAACAAAAACACGGGUUACUCUACAUUUUAUAUUUAAAUAUAUGAAUAAGAAAAGAUGUAUCAAUCCAACCGGGCGGGGCUCUUUGUCGUUGAUGUCACGUAAAAAUACAAAAAAAACGUAUCGAUAUGUCACAACCAAAUAAGGUGGGUUCUUUCUUUUUCUUUUUAUUGAUGUGUGAGGAGUGUAAUACUGUAACAUCCUCUCAAUGUCAUUAUUUAGCAGAAACUUGACACUACUGUGCUCUAUCCAAGAGACCAAAACAUGUCACCUGCAACUGGUAUCCACGCCAUGUUGAGACUUCUUCAUCCUCUUUGUAUUUGUAGCCAAAGCCCCCCCUCUUCUUCCUCACCCCCUCCAUCUGUCUUGAGUUGUUGUGAGCCAUGACAAUGGAUGAAGAAAAACAUUGGUCAAAAAUUCUCAUGACUCAGAACCCUUAGUUCACACUGUAACUCGAAGAAAAACUAACAUGUAAAUAAAAGUAGUCUAACUAGGUAAAUUAAGGGAGUAGAAUAUUAAUGGCAAGUUAAUAUGGAGAAAGAUAUAUAUUUAUUUUAGUUUAGAAUUCUCCAAGUUUUUUUUUUCCUUUCUGUUUUUAAAUUAAUUUGCAUGUUAAUUUUUGCGUUUUGAUCAACAACAAAAAAUCAGUUUCUCUUUUUCAGUCUGGACAUUUCUAUCUUUUUAUAUGCCUUUGAACGAAAAGUUGUGUUGACAAAGCAGUUUAAAGAUGUUUUCUCCUGCUCUUCCAUCUGGGUAGAUGUGAUCUACCUAGUUGGUUGAAACAGUAAUGUUUGAUAUACUGUACUGUUAACUGUCACAGAUGUUUUUUUUCUAACAUUUUAACAUUUAAGGUUACCAAUACUUUGUACAUCUAUUGCAAUAAAUAAAUUAAAUGAAUCAAUCGUUA